UUGCAGUCUAGCUCAAAAGAGGAUCUCAGCAAGAUAGCAGGUGUGUGAAAAUAAUCUGCAGACAUGAGAAGUCUGGCAUUAAUUCUCACGCUGCUGUUCCACACAGGGACACAUGGAUUCACCCUCUGGCAGCAUGAUGAGCCUCAGCCACCUCCAGAUGCAGCUGAUGAGUUAGAGAAUGCAUUAGACACUGCAUGGGAGUUUGUAUCCCGGGCUUACAAAGAACUGGAGCAAUCAGAAUAUGUACAGGACCUGAAAGUCAAGGAGAAUGUGCAGACUGUGAAAGACGCCCUACAGGAACUGGAAGAGAUAUUUGAUAAAUAUGGGGAGGAGGUAGACAAGGAGUUUAAGGAGAAGUAUCCUAUCAUCUCUGAGAAGGUCAUCCCUGCAUUUGAGUCAUUUUACAAAAACUUAGAAAAGCGCUUGGGAAAACUGGUAAGAGAAGUUCAGCCUCUGGGAAAAGAUCUAUAUAACGGCAUUUGGAGGAAGUGGAACAUGUUCCUAGGGAAGCUGCACCCCGUCGCAGAAUAUACCCGAGACAAAAUACGCUCAGAUGUGGAAGCUCUUCGGGCAAAAAUUGAACCCCAUUUGGAAGAGAUUCGCAAGGAGCUUGAGGAAGCAAAGGCUAUAUCAGAUGCCAAAUUAGAGGUGCUUAAAGAUGCAGUGAACAAGGAGUUGAAGGCGGUGAGCAAGAUGUCAGAGCCACAUCUGAAAAGUUUGAAGCAAGCGAUGGAUACGAAUACUGAGGAGCUGCAGAAGACUUUAGAGGACAUGCUGGUGGCUGUAAGAAAUGCUGCCAAAAAUUAUAUGUAGAUACAAAAAGAGACACAACUCCUAAGACUUCCUCUGUCUCCUGAUUCUGGGUUUUUGUCAUUUUUUUCAUUGUAUCUUUUCCUCUAUGUCUUUGCCUCACUAUUUUAUUCUCUCCUUCUCUCCUACUUACUGUUCCCACACUCUGCCCAUCUACCUCUUACCAUCUACUUGACCAAAAUGAAAAUAAAAUAAUUUUCUCAA
Bombina bombina (fire-bellied toad) is the source of this 1014-nucleotide messenger RNA. Its product is annotated as apolipoprotein A-I. The record is from RefSeq and is a predicted model, not a curated record. The transcript is spliced from 4 exons. NCBI's taxonomy places the organism in Eukaryota, Metazoa, Chordata, Amphibia, Anura, Bombinatoridae. Bases 64 to 813 code for a protein of 249 amino acids.